Molecule: messenger RNA, 3551 nt
Organism: Phycodurus eques (leafy seadragon)
Lineage: Eukaryota; Metazoa; Chordata; Actinopteri; Syngnathiformes; Syngnathidae
Product: alpha-(1,3)-fucosyltransferase 4-like
Exons: 1
Coding region: 204-1295 (363 amino acids)
Cellular component (GO): membrane
Molecular function (GO): alpha-(1->3)-fucosyltransferase activity
Source: RefSeq, a predicted model, not a curated record
UACUCAGUUUGUAAGUGUCUGAGAGGCCGUGUGGACGUCACAGAAGCCUCAUUGACUGGCAGCAGGAACCCACAAGCGCCCUGCCACGUCAGAGUGUCAGCGUAACGGUUGGACCACUGCGAGCAGGAUUCCGCUUUUUCAGGCUUAAGGCUGCCAUGAGGACAACUACCAGGUGCACUCGUGUUCGGGGCUGAGGGGCACCUAUGGGAGUUUGGCCUCGUCGGAGCCGCGAAUGCUCAAAGACGCGCCCCGGUGCGUCCAAAUGUGACGGCCACUUCCUUACCGCGGGCCUAGUGGCCGCAACUUUCCUCGUCCUCCUGGGGGUUUCUUUACUCCACUUGCCGGAGCCGGUGGCGCUAGAGCCGGCGACGGCCGCUCGCGAGGUGACGCUGUUGAUCUGGACUCAUCCUUUCGGGCGGAAGCGGCCACUUCCGGAUUGUUUGGCGCGCUACGGCGUCGACGGCUGCGUGCUGACGGACGAGCCGCGCGCGUACCCGCACGCGGACGGCGUGCUCGUGCACCACCGCGACGUGGCCGCAGGCGGCGCCGAGCUGCCCCCGGAAGCGACUCGCCCCCCGGGACAGAAGUGGAUAUGGAUCAACUACGAGUCGCCCUCACACACGCCGUUCCUGUGGCGCCUGGAGGGACUCUUCAACGUCACCAUGAGCUACCGAGCCGACUCGGACGUCUUCCUCCCGUACGGCUACCUGGUCCAGAAGCACGGUGACGGGCAGCCACUCUCAGAACCUUCUCGAACUCCCCGCCCGCACUUGGUGGCGUGGGUGGUGAGUAACUGGGUGGAGUCGCAGGCCCGCGUGGCCUUCUACUACCAUCUGAGCCAGUACAUCCAGGUUGACGUCUUCGGCCGAGCGGGACGCAGCAUUCCGGAAGGCCUCGGAAGCGUGGUUCGACUAGUAAGGCGCUACCACUUCUAUUUAGCGCUGGAGAACUCUCAACACACAGAUUACAUCACAGAGAAGCUGUGGAACGCCGUGUUGGCCGGAGCCGUGCCGGUGGUCCUGGGUCCGACCCGGAAGAACUACGAGCGCUUCUUGCCGCCGGAGGCCUUCAUCCACGUGGACGACUUCCCCUCAGUCGAAGCUCUGGCCCGAUACCUAUUGGCGCUCAACCGAGACCCGGCCCGGCUGAUUGGGCAUCUGCGCUGGAGGACGGGCUUCGGACUGCGCCAGCCCACCUUUUGGGGCGAACACUACUGCACCGCCUGCAAGGCACUGCGGAAGACCAUGGGACAAACUCAGGUGGUCCGUGACUUGACUCAAUGGUUUGAGUCCUGAAGAAUGGACUGCUAAUGUACAGUAAACCCCCACUAUUAGCAGGGGAUGAGGACAGAGCCCUGACAGGAACAUUGGGAAAAAAACACCAGUAAUUGACAACCUGCUAAAAACAAAAAAACAAAAAAACAAUUACCUAUAUCAAUAGUUGAAACCACAAAUGUACCACAAACUUUGAACCCACAACACAUUAAUUUUCAUUUCAAACUAUUACUUAUUAAAAACCUUACGCUUAAAAAUAAAUUACAGAUGAUUUGAUUUAGGAAAAACAACAACAGAAGUGCGCGUGUAUUAGAGGUUGAACGACUAAGGAUUUCUUUUGUCGUCAACUAUAAUGUGAUUAAAGUCGAGUCUAAGUUGAUGACGUCAUUGAUCUUUUUAAGCACCAAUUGGAUUUGGAAUACAGGCUGCCAUAAACGUGAUUAGCGAUUAGUCGACUUCAAGGAUUAAGCAUCUAUGCGGAGUAGGAAGUCGAUUCUUCUACUAGUCGACUAAUCGGUUCAUCGGCUACACUGAGAAGGUCGUCUUUGCAACCCUUAAAAGUCCCAAUUUGUCAAGCAAUAGUGAAACCUCCAUCGUUUGUUAGCUUGAGCUUUUUAAUAGCCACUCAGCAGAGCAAAACCAUACACAUGGUGAAGACGCUUCGUACCAACCCAGGCUAAUCUUAGCUCCUCCCGGACAUACAAAGAUCUUACAACAGUCAAGAUGUUGCGGUUCAACAUGCUUCCUUAACACUAAUUACUACUUUCUUAUAAGUCAGGCCGUUUGUAGCAUCCGUGGCAUCUUAGGUUAUUACAGAAGAAACACAAGAAACAGGAAUGUGAGCAUUUCAGUGAAUAGCUCAUGAUACGUUGAUAAUAACAACACUGUAGGGGAAUUUGUGAAUAGCGAUCGGCAAAGGGGCGGGGUUCACUGUACUACUUUUUAUUUCGCACUUAGUGGCCAGAAUAGACACAAGAUCAUACACAAGAUUGACACUGUUAAGAGUGGGAUAACUAACACUGGUUAAGAGUGGGAAUACUAACAGUAUGCGCUUUAACACCCGGCAUUAAUUUCUCCUACCCUGUUGUAUUCAGCGCAAUUUUACACAUCACACCAGAUGCUGUUGCGGCAUCACCCGCCUUCGCUGGGUUUUGUAUAAAAGCCAAAUGCGGAUAAAUGCGGAAUCUUCUGUCACGGCUCUGAUGCGGUAAUUUCGUUCGAUCUCUGAGAGACAGGUGGGACGGCACCUGUGCGUGAGGGAGUUUAAUAAUAAACAUUUACAGGACUGUGAAGUUUAACGCGCGCAAUUGUUGCGGCCUGAUAACUUUUUAUGUCACAUCAGACGCUGGUGCUGACGCCACCAUGAUUGUGGGAUUUUGUGUCACUGUGUGAAUGCAUACACAAUUGUGGCAAUAGCCUGCCUCUGCAACCUCCGUGUACACUGUUUUUGCUGUUAAGUUUGUUGGUCCUUCAUGCAAGAAUAUAAAAUCAUUUUUAAGCUUAUCCAUGUCUCCUAGAUAUUAUUUCAAGUCAUUUUGACUAACACUGAACACAAAAUUAACACCACGCCGUGAAUCUACACGUUUCCCGUAGCUGUUAAAAGCCCGGAUGUCUUUCGGCAAUAAUGCGUUGAGACGUUGAGAACACCUCCAAGCCUCAUAAUCCCAUAAACGUGCAACAUGGGAAUCCUGCGUAUGCAGUUCCUCUAUGUACUGUAAAGGCUGAUUGUGCUAUCCCUUCAAAUAAAUUCCUUCGAUUCCAAGUAGCUCGUCAGUGGAAUGCCGUAUGUUUGCACUGUACAGGGGUGGAAAAUAAUUUAGUGCAAAUAUUUAGUCACUGGAUUUACACCCCCACUUUAAUGUGUAAGAUCAUCAAACAAAUGUGAAAAUCAGACAAUGAUAACCCACGUAAACAUAAAAUGCAGUUUUUAAAUAGUGAUUAUAUUUAUUAGGGGAAAAGAACUAUUCAAAGCUACCUGGCCCUGUGUGAAAAAGUAAAAGUAAAUCAUCAAUUAACUGUGGCUAAAAAAUUUUUUUUAUUUUUUUUUGCAAAACUGAUUUUAUCUUCACUGGCCACAUCAAAGCCUGAUUAUGUCAUGUUCUGUGUUUCUGUAGACUUUGUUUUCAUUUGUUUUAGUUUGUCUCAUGUUUUGUCAAGUUUUGCUGUCUUGUCUGCUUGUUUGGUUUUUGUCUCCACCUGGCCUUGUACCGGUUACCUCUACUUUGUGUCAACCAAUCAGCUCCUUUGGGGACUUUGUUACAUUAGUUAUUGAAAAUU